Molecule: messenger RNA, 2412 nt
Organism: Lactuca virosa
Lineage: Eukaryota; Viridiplantae; Streptophyta; Magnoliopsida; Asterales; Asteraceae
Source: the annotation of a GenBank genome assembly
AUGUCUCGUCUACCGGCCAUCGUAUCAUCAGAGGGAUAUGUCCCCGGAGUUAACGAGCCCGAACAAAUGAUUUGCCAGUACCUACAUAUGACCAGUUCGAUGGGAUGUUCUUGGUUCGGAUGUGAUGUUUCUACCUUCAGUUUACCCCUUUUGAUGCUUCAGCUCAGUAUGAUAUUCAUCGUCUCGCAUACCACCUUCUUCCUGCUUAAACCCCUACGACAAAGUAUUCUCUCUUGUCAACUUAUCGGUUGUAUUGUUUUCAUCUGGUUCGUAAGACUCGACAAUCACCUCCUCAACAAACUGUUCCCGGAAUCCGGCAAGUUGGUUCUUGACACCGUCGCCAGCUUUGGGUUCAUGCUGCAUGUUUUUGUCGUCGGGGUUCAGAUUGACACGAAUAUCUUGAAGAGUGUGCAUGGGCACAUGGUGCUCAUUGGUUGCAUGUCCUUUUUCCUUCCCUAUGCAGUUUGCAUAUUGUGCAUUGUGCCAUUGCCUAAUCUGAUCGAACUUGACGAAUUAAGCCUCCAUACUCUUCCAUUCGUCGCUGCUUUAACCUCCAUGACAACAUUCCCGGCUGUCACCUCCACUCUCUCUGAUUUAAACUUGUUAAAUUCCGAUCUUGGUCGAUUAUCUUGUAGCACAGCUUUAGUUACCGAUUCCUGCAGCUAUAUCACAACUUUAGCUUUGACUACGAUUGGUGUAGCUUUAGAAAGAUCAGAAUGGAAGGCGUUGACCAAUAUCUUCUAUAUCAUUUGUUUUUUGUUCACCAUUUGUUUUAUAGUCCGGCCAUUUAUAUUGUGGAUGGCCAAGAGAAUUCCUGAAGGUCAGCAGAUAAAAGAGAGUCAAUUUGUUAUGGUGCUUGUGGCAGUUUUGCUAUGUGGGUUUCUAUCAGAGUGUUUGGGACAAAAUGCUUCAUUUGGUGGAUUCACGAUGGGUAUAUGUGUGCCUGAUGGACCUCCGUUUGGUUCGGCUAUGGUGAAUCGAGUUGACUGGAUGGCGACUUCCAUUUUAGUUCCAGCCAAGUUUGCAAUCUGUGCGUUUAAGGUUAAUCUAAGGUCUCUUGGAGGUGAUAAUGCGUUAGCUUCUGCGAUCACUGAGGUUGUUAUCACCAUAGCUUACUUGGUCAAGUUCAUGAGCAACUUUCUUUUAGCCAUGUAUUUCAACGUGUCAUCACAGGAUGCUUUUCAUUUCGCUAUGAUCAUGUGUACCAAAGGCAUCAUUGAUGUAGCUGCCUUCUCGCUUAUACGAUCUAAUCGGGUGGUAACAGAACAAGGAUACUCUCUUCUUAUACUCAACAUGCUACUGGUGACAGGAAGUACGAGGUUUCUUCUAUGGCAUUUUUAUGAUCCAUCGGCAAGAUACCAAAGCUACAAAAGAACCAGCAUCUUGGACAGCGAACCAGAUGAUUAUCUUCGAAUGGUGGUUUGCAUUCACAAUGAAGACAAUGUUCCAUCGAUCAUAAACCUUUUACAGGCAUCUAAUCCUUCAAGACAUCAACCUAUAGAAGUUAUCACAAUGAAUCUACUACAACUCGAAGGUCGAGCUUCCGCCAUUUUAGUCCCCAGCUCCGAAGUCAAAAAGAUCCCAUCAGCCCAAACUCGAGUCUUUCAAGUUGGAAAUGCGUUCAAUUACUUCAGGCAACGUAACCGCAACUCUGUUGUAGUCGAACACUUUGUCUCAAUGGCACCAUAUCGUACCAUGCAUGAAGAUAUCUUCACUAUCUCCAUUAACAAGUGCGCUAACAUUAUUAUCGUCCCAUUUCACAAAUGUUGGGGUAUUGAUGGAACUAUUGAUGCUACCUUUCCUGGGAUUAGAUCAGUCAACCUAAAACUCAUGGAGAAAACACCUUGUUCGAUCGGCAUACUUGUGGAUAGAGGCCAGAUUGGAGGACCUAAAUCUGUGUUAACCAGACGAACAGAAGUCUUCCAUAUAACCCAACUGUUCCUUGGUGGUGAAGACGAUAGAGAAGCACUUGCAUUCAGCUGUCGAAUGGCGCAACACCCGUAUGUCAGUUUAUUGGUGGUUGUGCUCCGGCCGGCGAAUGCUGACGUAGACCAGACACCAGAUAUGUUACACGAGAAGAGACUGGAUAAUGAGAUGAUAGAUCGAUUUCGUAUGGAGUGUAAAGGACGAGAUAUCUUUAUUCAACAGGAGGUGGUAAACGAUGGAAUACAAACAGUGCAUUUGCUGAGAGCAAUGGAAGAGGGUUGUGAUUUGUUUAUAGUUGGUCGAGCACAUUCUCUUUCUGGUUCUAAGUUAACGCACGGGCUAUCGGAGAGACCGCAGUGCCCUGAACUGGGGCGGAUUGGAGACUUGUUAGCUUCGUCGGAGUUUCAGUUUUCUAUUUUGGUGGUGCAAACACAGCUGCUGGAAAGAAUUGAUUACGAGUGUGAGCAGAUUGUAUUUGGUAAAUGA